This is a messenger RNA of Loa loa (African eye worm), 2092 nucleotides long. RefSeq lists its product as hypothetical. Bases 124 to 1182 code for a protein of 352 amino acids. Gene Ontology annotation, biological process: canonical NF-kappaB signal transduction. Gene Ontology annotation, molecular function: GTPase activity; GTP binding. Lineage: Eukaryota; Metazoa; Nematoda; Chromadorea; Rhabditida; Onchocercidae. The transcript has 10 exons. The record is from RefSeq and is a predicted model, not a curated record.
CCAGUUAUAUUUUGCAAUCAAGGAACGAAGGGGAAAUUUUUGGAUGCAACUGUAUGUGUAACAGCUAUGGUAACCAUAUCAUGGUCAUCAGACAGUACCAGAUAGUAUUCCAAAUGUGUGGUAAUGUCGCAAAACGAAGCAAAGGUCACAGUAAAGAGUAAGAGGGGAAGUAGUAAUUCGGAAGAAUCCUGCAAAUGCUACUGCCAAGGUGGCAAACGAACCAGCUAUCCAUACGGAUGGACUACUACUACUACUGCUUCUGUUCAGUAUGAUUCCAUCGGUGAAUCAUCAUCUCGUGCAGAAGAUCGUUCAUUAACAAUUAAAUCAGGCCAUAUCGAACACAUAUCUCACCAGGCGGCACAUCCCGUUGCAGUGAGACAUCUCGGGAAUCAAACAUUGGAAAGAAAGCCAAUUGAUUGCAACUCGGACACGAGCCUUAAACGAACUAUUACAAGGAUUGAAUCAACGGGAAUGUCGUAUACUAAUCGAGGGCCUAGGGAUGGCAUCAGGAGUGGUGGCGUUUCAGUUCAAGUAUUGAGCGCUCUCAUUGGAAAUUCAGGAAGUAGCACAUAUAGUCGAAUAAUGGGUAAAGUUAUGCGAGUCCUUGUAGCCGGAUCGAAGAGGGUUGGAAAAACUGCGUGCUUAGAACAGCUCGCUUGUCUUAACGAUAUCACUGAUCAGCCUUACGUACCUACGAUUGAAGAUACCUAUCAAAUCCAGAUGGAUUACGGAGAUCGAUCCAAAGAAAUUAUGGUUUUUCACGAUACGGCCGGAAUUAGUGAGAGUGGCCCAAUCGAUCUCAAGCGUUCCUACAUUCAGGUAGCGGACGCGUUUUUGUUACUAUAUUCGGUUGUUGAUCACGAAACGUUCAACAGAAUGGAUAUGUUAAAAAAAGUGAUUGAUAAACAAUUUGGUAAGGAUAAAAAGGAGGUGCCUAUAGUUGUUUUGGGAAAUAUGAUUGAUCUUCCAGGUAGAAAGGUUGAUAGUGAAUUCGCACGGAGCUGGGCUAUCAAAGAAAAAGUGAAAUUAUAUGAAGUAACUGCAAAGAACCGUAACACACUGGUUGAUUUAGUCGUAUAUUUAGGUAACCGACACUUCCAUUCACAACGGGAAUCAAAAUUUUCCCUCUCUAAGAAGCUGAAAGCUGAGAAAUCUAACGCUGCCAUAUUGAUGGAUUUGUGAAAUCACCGUUGUGUUUCCCACAUUUUUGUUGAUUCGCUAAAACUUCAUUUAAUCAAUAGAACUCGAAGAUAUUACUUUUUUAAUGGAGUCACAUCUAUAAAUAUUUUCGCGAUUCGCAAAUAUUUAUAAUCGGUAACUCAACUGUAUGUUGUCUCCAUUGGGGCAUAACUUUCAUUUUCUGUGAGUUCGUUACAUUUUCUAUAAAUUACACGAUCAAAAUCUGCGGUAAGGAUUGAUUCAGAAAUAAUGGAAGAAAUGAGACGUCUUUAAGAAAUUGACAUCUUGCUCAUCUUUUAAAAACAAUUUUAAAAUUUAGAAACAAUUAAUGGUAGUUGCUUGUAGGAUGACAGUCCUGCUGAUCGAUAUCUUCUGUAAUUCUGUAACUAUGAACUGGUUGUGAGCCAUCUGCUCUAUAUCAAAAGAUGUGAUUCAUAUGCACUUCAUUUUUCGUGGUGCUUGAUUUUUUAAUCUGUUAAUGCAUGGUAGUUGCUGAGGAGAGAAAAACCACUGCCGCUUUGUCCAUUUCUCACUUUGCUAUAUGUUCGACAUGUUGAUAAUUAUGAACUACCAAUUACUUUACAUGGUUGGUCGAGAUUGACCAGUAUCGCAUGGUUCUUCAAUUGAAAUACAGUAGGAAAUCCUUCAUCUUAUAUCGCAAUGCAACACUUAUCAAUUUGGACUAUAAAACGAUAAAAAUCAGAGAUUAUAAAUACGACUGGUAAAGGAAUUGUAUAUUAUUCUAUGUAUGAUGCGAUGCCACAUGACAGUUGUUCCGAAAUAUUUUCCUCUGAAUCUUUUCUUGAAUGUUUUUUAAUUGUGUCCAAACAGGCUUCUGAAUCGUUGAAAAAGGUCAGUUUUCUUUCUCCAUUCUUUAUUGUGAUACAAAAGAAUAUAAAUCCCGUUGUUAUGC